GGGCGGGGCGCGAGCCCUCAGGCCAAGCCCCGCCUACUCGGGGAGUUUCCUAGGAGAUAAACAAGGAGCCCCUCAGAAGCGUCUCUGUCACGAGCCUCAGCCAGGCGGGUGGGAGGAGUUUGUGUGUGUGACGAUUCCCGCGCGGAGGCGUGGCUUCUGCCCUCUCUUAACAGCCCUCUGCCGCCCUGCGAGUAUCUAGGAACACGCAUGCGCGGAGAGAGAGAGGGGGGGGCGAGCGGCGGGGCAGAAGAGAGGCAGAAAGCCGGCUAGCUAGAGAGACUCUAUGGAGGAGGACGAAGAGGAGGAGGAGGAGCUAGAGCUCUCGACGUCACAGGCUAGCGGCGCCCAUUCGUGCUCCUCCCUCGUCCGGCUGGAGCAAGAGGCCAAGCGUAGGAAGCGGGCGCAGCAGCAGCAGCUGGAGCGCGAGACCGACGCUAUGCCAGGAAAGCAGCUCAGUGAUGAUGUGCUGGAUCUAGCCGAGUACACAAAGAACCGGCCGUGGUGGCGCAAGCUUUUCAAGCCCAACUCCGGAUCCAGUGCAGAAAAGUACAACGUCGCAACCCAGCUGGCCAUCGGAGGCGUCACAGGAUGGUGCACAGGGUUCAUCUUCCAGAAGGUUGGGAAACUGGCAGCAACUGCAGUAGGAGGUGGCUUCUUUCUGCUUCAGAUCGCAAAUCACACUGGGUACAUCAAAAUCGACUGGCAGAUGGUUGAGCGGGAUGUGAGCAAAGCCAAAGAGCAACUGAAAUUUCACAGCGGCAAAACCAGCCAGCUAUCGCCAGAAGUGAAGACCCGAGUAGAUGAGGUUAUCUGCUUCCUGAAGAAGAACGUUGUCCUGACUGGUGGAUUUGUUGGAGGAUUUCUGCUCGGCAUGGCCUCUUAGGAUCCACCCAGAUCUGGUCACUCAGCCCUUCCCUAUGCUGCUGUUAAUGGCCAUUGUCUUCUCAGUUAUUGACUGAC
This is a messenger RNA of Pogona vitticeps (central bearded dragon), 960 nucleotides long. NCBI's taxonomy places the organism in Eukaryota, Metazoa, Chordata, Lepidosauria, Squamata, Agamidae. The record is from RefSeq and is a predicted model, not a curated record.